AUGAUAACUGAGAAUGGAUGGUCAGAUGAUGGACAACUUGACGACGAUGACAGAGUUGAAUAUUUACAUGCACAUUUGGCAGCUGUUGUCAGAGCUAUCAGAGAUGACGAAUGUCAUAUCACAGCCUAUACGGUAUGGAGCUUGACUGAUAAUUUUGAAUGGAAAAUGGGGUACAUAGAAAAGUUUGGAAUACAUUACAUUAAUUUUACAUCUCCUGAUAAGGAAAGAGUUCCAAAGAAAUCCGCUCAAUUUUUCAAGGAUAUGAUUCCAACUAAAAGCUUUAAUUACGCUAAGGUUGACCAAUGGGGAUAAAUUAUUUUAUAUGAUUGUUAUUUUUUUCGAUAUUAGAACAAAAAUUCAUUGAGUAAAUAUUAUCC
Molecule: messenger RNA, 377 nt
Organism: Clunio marinus
Lineage: Eukaryota; Metazoa; Arthropoda; Insecta; Diptera; Chironomidae
Source: the annotation of a GenBank genome assembly